Molecule: messenger RNA, 1241 nt
Organism: Ctenocephalides felis (cat flea)
Lineage: Eukaryota; Metazoa; Arthropoda; Insecta; Siphonaptera; Pulicidae
Product: phosphotriesterase-related protein-like
Biological process (GO): catabolic process
Molecular function (GO): zinc ion binding
Source: RefSeq, a predicted model, not a curated record
UUGAAAGCAAAAUACGUGUUCUGUUGAAAACAACAACUAGAAACAUAAAAAAUAUAGUUAUUUUCAUACCAUAAUUAUGGCGGAAACAGUUGAAACAGUUUUGGGUCCUGUGUCCCCCGAGUCCUUAGGCCGGACACUGACUCACGAACACUUUGCACUUGAUUUUAAUAAAUUUUACACACCACCACCUAAUCACUUGGCCGACAAGUUUAUUGAUGACAUAACACUUGGAAAUGUCGGAUUUAAACAAUAUCCCUACAGCAGCAAAUACAAUCUGACAUUUUAUGACCAACAGACGUUGAACGCCGUUUGUAGCGACAUCAAAAACUACAAAAAACAUGGAGGAGGUGCUAUUGUGGAAAAUACUUCUAUAGGAUUAAAUAGAAAUUUAGGUUUUAUGAAAGAAGUAUCCUUAAACACUGGAGUACAUGUGGUGGCAGGUACUGGUUACUAUGUAUCAGCUGUACAAACCCAGAGUACUCUGGAAAUGUCUAAGGAAAACAUGUAUGAUCAGAUUUUAUCUGAUUUAACAACUGGCGAAUCUGGAGUCAAAUGUGGAUUUAUUGGAGAAGUUGGAAGCUCAUGGCCAAUUGACGAUUUCGAAAAGAGAUCAAUUGAGGCAACAGCUCUGGCUCAAGAAUCUAUGCACUGUGCUGUUAGUUUUCAUCCGGGUCGAAAUCGAGAAGCACCAUUUGAAAUUAUGAGAAUUUUUAUGGAAGCUGGUGGAAAUGCUCAUAAAACCAUUAUGUCGCAUUUAGACCGUACUUUACUGAAUACAGAAGAUCUCUUACAAUUUAGCGAUUUGGGAUGCUAUUGCCAGUUUGAUUUAUUUGGUACAGAGUGUUCAUUCUACCAAUUAGCACCAAUGUGUGAUAUGCCUUCCGAUGCUCAAAGAGUUGACAAAAUAUUGAAAUUGAUAGAACAUGGGAAGACUGACAAAAUACUAAUGUCACACGAUGUUCAUACUAAACAUAGACUGGAAGACUUUGGUGGUCAUGGAUACAGCCACAUCAUGAACAAUGUUUAUCCUAAAAUGCUAAUUAAAGGAAUCAGUCAAGAAAUCAUAGACCAAAUAACUAUAACCAAUCCCCAUACUUGGCUCAAGAAAUAAAACACAAGAAUUUAAAAUUUUCAGAUAUGCAGCCUGAAAUUGUCAGUGUUAUCACAGCAUAUGUAUUUAAAAUAGUUUUAGCAUAAUUGGUAUAGUAAUAGAUUUAUAUAAAAAUAGUCAACUCGAUAAA